This is a messenger RNA of Aspergillus neoniger CBS 115656, 670 nucleotides long. RefSeq lists its product as uncharacterized. NCBI's taxonomy places the organism in Eukaryota, Fungi, Ascomycota, Eurotiomycetes, Eurotiales, Aspergillaceae. The record is from RefSeq and is a predicted model, not a curated record. The transcript has a single exon. Bases 259 to 594 code for a protein of 111 amino acids.
UUCUUAUACAAAAGGUAUUGAAUCAGAAUUGAUGGGCUGUACCGAUCAUCGAAACAUCAAAAUCUCCCAGGAUCUCUUUGCAUCGGAAGUGCUGACUCGCCGGUUCUGUUUCGACUUGCUAUUCGAUGUUGGCGAUCAGGAAAAGCCUCCCAUCUGAUACAGCCCAUGGAAAAUCUCUCAGAGACUGGGGCUUUCACGUUGAUCAAAAGCGACACACAAGACAUCGCAUAUCGGAUAAUAUUGCAGAGAUACUAAACCAUGGCUCUCUUCCACAAGUGUAGUAGAGCCUCUGCACCGUCUACAAGCGGAUUUCUCGCCAUGAACAACAAUGGGGACUGCCAUAACAGAAGACCUGGAAAUUCUCUGUACAACCCAGAGGCUGAUAUAGCUAAAAUAACAUUGAAAGAGAAUGCGCCAGGUAUUAAGUCAGAAUCUCCGGUAUACAAACACAAACUUAAUCACAUCAAGUCACAUCGGAUUCAAGGCAAGGGGUAUCCCACAUUGUUCACCUACUUCAGUCCAGGAAUACUUGCUUUGAUACCCUCCACGGAUCAACCCGGUCAGAACCGGAUAGGCUUAUACGAAAACUGGUAACUGAAGCAAGGAAUAACGGUAGCAUGUCUUAUGAAAGAAGAGUGGUGGGAUUUUCAGUCAUCCAGAAGAUCUCUGC